Molecule: messenger RNA, 3454 nt
Organism: Marmota monax (woodchuck)
Lineage: Eukaryota; Metazoa; Chordata; Mammalia; Rodentia; Sciuridae
Gene: Ppp3r1
Product: protein phosphatase 3 regulatory subunit B, alpha
Exons: 6
Coding region: 436-948 (170 amino acids)
Molecular function (GO): calcium-dependent protein serine/threonine phosphatase regulator activity; calcium ion binding
Source: RefSeq, a predicted model, not a curated record
GCUCCGCUCUCCCCUCCCUCUCCUGCCCUCCCCCUUUUUCGUGCCUUGAGGUUGCGGGUCAGCGCGAGCCACUGCAGUGAGUCCGUCACGGCUCCGGCGCGAGCGUAAGGCUGCAGUCCCCGAGCCGCCCGGCCCUCUCGGCCCCUUUCCCCCCUCCUCUCCGCCUUUCCGCCUCGCUUCCCUCCCGCCGUCUCUCCUCCCGCGCUCGCUCUCUGAAUCUCGACCUUAAUUUCUUUCCCCCGCCCUGCCCGCUCUCUCGCGUGCACAGUCACCCGGCCGGCGCGGGCCCCGCGGCGCCGCCUCCCUCCCCCAGCCCGCACCCCCUCCCCGGGCGUCCCGAGGGCCGCAGCUGGGCCGCUGCCGCCGCCGCUUCCUGCGGAGCUCGUUAGAGCAGACUCUUCACCGCGCGAGUGAGCCGCCGACCCGCCGAGCAAAAUGGGAAAUGAGGCAAGUUAUCCUUUGGAAAUGUGCUCACACUUUGAUGCUGAUGAAAUUAAAAGGCUAGGAAAAAGAUUUAAGAAGCUGGAUUUGGACAAUUCUGGUUCUUUGAGUGUGGAAGAGUUCAUGUCUCUGCCUGAGUUACAACAGAAUCCUUUAGUACAACGAGUAAUAGAUAUAUUUGACACAGAUGGGAAUGGAGAAGUAGACUUUAAAGAAUUCAUUGAGGGAGUCUCUCAGUUCAGUGUCAAAGGAGAUAAGGAGCAGAAAUUGCGGUUUGCUUUCCGUAUCUAUGACAUGGAUAAAGAUGGCUAUAUUUCCAAUGGGGAACUCUUCCAGGUGUUGAAAAUGAUGGUUGGGAACAAUCUGAAAGACACACAGUUACAGCAAAUUGUAGACAAAACCAUAAUAAACGCAGAUAAGGAUGGAGAUGGGAGAAUAUCCUUUGAAGAAUUCUGUGCUGUGGUAGGUGGCCUAGAUAUCCACAAAAAGAUGGUGGUAGAUGUGUGACUCUCUGAAGAGUACCAUCCAACACUUUUGCUUUCUUCUCCAUCUCUGAAGAUCUGCUCAAGACGUCCAGCAAUGCUCUCUGUGUAUUUAAAUGGAAGUAUUUUUCUCUGUGAAGCCACAUUUCCAACAUGAGCCUCAUGAAGCCAACUAAGUGUUAUUGAACUCUCUUCUCUCAAUAACUCAGUGUAGCACUUUAAAGUCUGAAGGACAGCAACAUGAAAAGAGCAUAUCCAUGUGGUGGAGAAAGGGAAGGGGUUGGCUUUUUAAUUUAUUUUUCUUCAUCUUUUAUAACAAGAAAGUAUCUAUAUAUACAUAUGUAAAUAUUUAUAUAUAGAUAUAUGUAGCUUUCUAUAUAUGUAGUAGGUUGGCUUUAAUUUAAUAUACUUGAUUCAGAAACAAAACGAUAGAGUACAAAAGUGCCAAGCAGAACAUAAAACAUCCUUACUUUUAUUUCACACAGUUUUAUAUGUAGAUAGAAGAUUGUACAAUUUGAGCCGGGUGUUAGGCCAGCUAUUUUUCUUUUCCUGUGCUUUCUCCUUUGAGAGAUUGACAAAGCAUUUGUUAAUGUCCUAUUAUUUACCUUAAUUACAGUUUUGUAACAAAGGAGUCUAUAACUUUAUUUAUACCUAUGAAUAUAUUUCCGGGGACUAAGUCUCAUUGUUGAGCAGUUUAAUCCAUCUCUGGCUGAGGAGAAAGUAUAGUUCAGUGCUGCUGCCAAGAGCUAGUUCUUGUGUUCAUAUAGUGACUACACAUCGCUAUGGCUGCUUCCUUCUGUUACUUUGUGAGUAGGAACCAUUACAUUUAUUAAAUGUCCCUGAGUAAACAUAAUUUUUCAGUUGUGGUUUUAUAAAGACCAGAAGCUAUCUGAGGCAUUCAUGAUUUCUCUUUAGCAUUACUUAAUGAAAACCUGAAGUAAUCAUGUAACUGCUUACGGUAUCUGUUUGUUUCAUUAUAUAUGGAUGAAUAAUUUGUUUAUAAAGUCCUGUUUGAAUCAUGAGUUUCCCUUCUGUGUUUCAAAAGACUUGCAGCUAAUCUAAGAAACUGGUGACAUUAAUGUGCAUGUAUGUAUCUAAACACCCACACAUUUGUGAUUUAAAUGGGAGAAAUCUUGCUAAUCUGUAUGCCACAGAAGAGCAAAAUUUUAUCUAAAUUGAUACUGCAUAAACUUUUUUAUAAGGCAUAGGAAGCGCAUGAUUUUUUUUUUUUUGUUUGCCCAUACAAUUGGUAAUGGAUGGUAACUUAAUAAAUUUGUGUGAUAUAAAAGUAGUGUAUCAUGUUCCACCACUUGAUGUUAUCCCUUCCCUUUUCUGCAAAGGUACUAUUGGCUGGAAGAAAAACAUUUUGGGUAGCUUUAUAUGACAAUAGUCUUUCCCUAUAUAGUUUUUCUAUAAAAACUGGUUUUGUAAUCAUGAGUGGUAAAGGGCAGGUCAAAUCAAGGUGGAUGAAUCUUAAAUUGAAUACACCUGCCUGCCAUCGCUGUUCCUUCAACUGAGUGCUGCACAUCAUGGGCUCUGUCUGUGAGAGAAAAAUCCCGGUGCUUGGUGUCCUUGCAUGACAUGGAGUUUUGCAUGUAGAUCGAUUUAAAAUGUACCUCUUGUUUACAUAAUUUGCAUAAUUUUAAAAGAUAAUGUUGCCAAACUUUGGAAAUGUUAAUGUUCAAACUGAAAAUCUCCACUACAUGUAACUUUCUUCCUCUGGAUCAGUACGUGGCUUACAAUCCCAGCCAGUGGUUUGAUCUGUUCCAGUGUCAACUGCCAUGUGCUCUGCUUCAAGGGGGAACUAGUCUUUUGUGAAUUUUUUGUACAUAAUUAUUUGUUACCGAUAUUUUAGCAAAUGCUUUCUAUUUCUCUUGCUUGUGCAUAUCUUGGCUGGCGUUAUAGAAAAAUAGUGCAAACAUUAUUUCCUUACUCGGGAAUGAGGGGUUUUCUUUCCCUUUUUUUUUUUCCUUCCUCUUUUUUAGUUUGUGUGAAGGGUGGGCAAGGGAGGGGGUGGUUUAUGUUGAAUGUUUAGUUUUUCUUCUGCAUGAUACGUCAUGUUGUGGGAUCUUUAGAAAACUUCAUACUGUAUGAAUAAGAAAAUAAAAUAUUUGAAACUUGCUUGAAUGUUUUCAGUGGUGUUUGAUAGACUUACACAGCUCUCAGUUUUUCUUCCUUCUUUUAUAUUUCUUAAAAGCUCUCAUAAAAUGAGGUUUGAUUUUUCACUUUAACUCAUAGGUAAAAUUUAUCUGCUUUAUUGCUGGGUAAAACAGCAGGUCAUUACAAAGCCCUAUAGUACUCCCCCAUCAUUACUUACCUAAUCUGUCAAUGUUUACCCUUUCUCCAGGCAUUUUAGCCUCGUUGUAGUACCUGGGGCUUUCAGUUUACUCUCAUCUUUUGGUCACCAAUUUAAAAAUACAUAUACCCCUGAGUCUCCUUUACUCCACUCAUCCUCCUCGCCCUAUUUCUGACAUGGUUAUGUAUUUUAUCUUCCUUGGCUGUAGAAUAAAUUGCAUGAAAAUUCCACCAGA